CUCUCUCUCUCUCUCUCUCUCUCUCUCUCUCUCUCUCUUCCCUCAGCAAAGCAACCAUUUUUACUUCUUGUUUAUUUUUAUUUCUAUUUUAUUUUUUGGGCUGAAUAAAGCAAAACAACCAUAUUUCAUACCUACCAUUCUUCUUCAAUCCCAACUCUCUCUCUCUCUCUCUGAGAAAUUAUCUUUCACCAAAGUCAUAGAAAUAUAUCCCAAAACAUGUUUGAAUUUGGGGAUGAACUUACACUAGAAAGCUACAAAAUUCCUUGGCUUAUAUGGAUCCAACUCUUAGUCCUCUUCCUCCUCAUUUUUCUCCUCUAUGGCUUCAGCCUCUUAGCUUCAGAUCGCUCAGAUAAUUACAGUUCCACUGCUUCACCGUCUACCAGCCAAUUGGUUUCCAAUGAAACCCAGAUAGAGAAGUCAAUUCCAAAGCACAAUAACACGUCAAUUGUUACAAAUUGCUUAGAGACUACCCAGGUUGGAGAGAAUAUUAUAAAAGGAGAAAUAGCAACAAGCACAAGUAGAAUAUUAGUGAGAGGAGGAGAAGACAUUACAGAAAGGGAAGUGCCAUUUGCAACCCAUUUAUUACAUCCUUGCCAUUAUUUCAGGCUUGCUAGAGUAGCAUUUUUAAAGUGUUUAGGACUAGACUCCAGCUCUGAAAAUUCAUCAACACCAGAGCAAAGAAAAAGAAAGGAAAAGAGAUUUAGGAAAGAAAGCUAAUGUAUGAAAUUCACUAUCCAAUCCAUUAAAUACUUGUUGAAAAACACUCAAUUUUAGCUCCAUAAAAUUAUUUGCAUUUGUAGAUAAUACACAUUGUGACUCCCCUGAGAUCGAAAGUGAUUAAUGGGUC
This is a messenger RNA of Quercus robur (English oak), 847 nucleotides long. RefSeq lists its product as uncharacterized. Lineage: Eukaryota; Viridiplantae; Streptophyta; Magnoliopsida; Fagales; Fagaceae. Gene Ontology annotation, biological process: innate immune response. Bases 217 to 717 code for a protein of 166 amino acids. The transcript is spliced from 2 exons. The record is from RefSeq and is a predicted model, not a curated record.